UUAUUUUCCAGAAGCCAAGCAAAGUAGAAAAAUGUUGAAAAACCCUAAACCCCGGCGGAGGUAACAGAAGCAGAAGCAGAAGCAGAAGAGCAAUGGGGAAGAUCCCUCCUUCAUUCCGCUCGGCAAUUGCGAACCCCAACCUCCGAAAUUCAUCUUCUCUCUUCCGCCCCCAAACCCCUUCUCCCUCCAAACACCCCCACUCCCCAAACAAACACCGUCCCCAGAAACCCCCCAAACAAAACCAACCCCCUCCCCCUCUAUUCAAAUCCCCAAACCUCCAAGACGCCAAAGCCCUCUUCGAUUCCAUCGCCAACUCCUCCUCCGACCCCCGCUUCCCCAACUCCCUCCUCCACUCCUACGCCGCCGUCGCCGCCUCCCCCUCCGACUCCCUCGCCUUCCUCCGCCACAUCACCCAAACCCUCCCCUCCUUCUCCCCCGACCGCUCCACCUUCCACAUCCUCCUCUCCCACCAAUCCCACUCCCAAUCCCUCUCCCCAAUCCACCAAACCCUAAACCUCAUGCUCUCCUCCGGCCUCGCCCCCGACGCCGCCACCGCCGACAUCGCCGUCCGCGCCCUCUGCUCCGCCUCCCGCCUCGACCACGCCGUCCAAUUGCUCAAGGAAUUCGCCUCCAAGCACUGCCGCCCUGACACCUUCACCUUCAACCACCUCCUCAAGCACCUCUGCAAGUCCCGCCCCCUCUCCUCCGUCUACGCCUUCAUCGACGAGAUGCGCCGCGACUUCACCCUCAAGCCCGACCUCGUCACCUACACCAUCCUCAUCGACAACGUCUGCAACUCCAAGAACCUCCGAGAGGCCACGCGCCUCGUCGCCGUCCUCCACCGCGAGGGCUUCAAGCCCGAUUGCUUCCUCUACAACACCAUCAUGAAAGGCUACUGCGCCCUCAGCAGGGGGAGCGAGGCCAUCGAGGUCUACAACAAGAUGAAGGAGCAAGGCGUGGAACCCGACCUCGUCACCUACAACACCUUGAUCUUCGGCCUGUCCAAGUCCGGCAGGGUUUCCGAGGCCAAGAAGCUUCUGCGCGUCAUGGCGGAGAAGGGCUUCUUCCCCGAUGAGGUCACCUACACUUCGCUCAUGAAUGGCAUGUGCAGGAAGGGCGAUGCGGCGGCGGCGCUCGCGCUGCUGGCGGAGAUGGAGGCGAAGGGGUGUAGUCCCAAUGCGUGCACUUACAACACGCUGCUGCACGGCUUGUGCAAGGCGAGGCUGUUGGAGAAGGCCGUGGAGUUCUAUGGGGUCAUCAAGGAGGGUGGGUUGAAGCUCGACACGGCUGCGUAUGCCACGUUUGUUAGGGCGCUCUGUAGGGAUGGGAGAGUUGCUGAGGCCUAUGAGGUGUUCGAUUAUGCGGUUGAGAGCAAGAGCUUGACGGAUGUGGCUGCUUACUCGACGUUGGAGAGCACGCUUAAGUGGCUCAGGAAAGCCAAAGAACAAGGCCUUGCUGUUUGAUUGGUGCUUUCUGUUACUGCAGUCAAGGAUGUAAGAGUUAGUUGCAAAGGUUAGGGCCUAAUUCCAUAAGUGCAUACCAGAGCUGCUAGUACAAUUUCUCUCGGUAUUUGGUUGGUAGUAUAUCUUUGCUGACAGAUGGACACAACCUGGAGCUGGAACCAGCCUGCAAGCCAAAAUUAGGUAAAAUUUUGGUUACAAAUAUUCAAUGGUUGUCAGUAGCUGCUUGGUUACAAAUAUUCAAGAGGUUCCUCUGCAGCUGCUUGAUCAGUCUUACUGACAUUAUUUGUCAGCGGCAUCUAUAACGAUUAUUUGAUGUUCCUUUCUGGCUGUGCUUGAAUGCAUUGAUUCGAGAGUGUCCUGAUUACCUGGGAGGAAAACGAGUACUUUUUAUUGAAAGUAUUGUUCAUUAUUUUGAAUCUUAUGAUUUUCUAUAGAUAUGGAUAACUAACUUUGAAUAAACCAUAAAGGUGCAUUUGAUUGUUUUCACUGAUCAAAGAGCUCGGAGAGGUGCCAUUCAUUGUAUUUGGAUCAAGAUAGUUGCUGGUUGCAUAAUGUACCAUAUCUUCUUAUAUGAGGUUUUGUGGAAUUUCCAUGGUUCAUCUAUUUUCUUCCAAAUUUCUAAUCCGACAAUGAUAUGCUUGGAAAAGAAAUAGAUAAAUGUAUUCGUUACUACUACUUGUAAUAAUGAAUGUCAACAUUUAGUUCA
Molecule: messenger RNA, 2169 nt
Organism: Cajanus cajan (pigeon pea)
Lineage: Eukaryota; Viridiplantae; Streptophyta; Magnoliopsida; Fabales; Fabaceae
Product: Tetratricopeptide repeat (TPR)-like superfamily protein
Molecular function (GO): protein binding
Source: RefSeq, a predicted model, not a curated record